Cercospora beticola is the source of this 426-nucleotide messenger RNA. RefSeq names its product sumo domain-containing protein. Gene Ontology annotation, molecular function: ubiquitin-like protein ligase binding; protein tag activity. Gene Ontology annotation, cellular component: septin ring; nucleus. Lineage: Eukaryota; Fungi; Ascomycota; Dothideomycetes; Mycosphaerellales; Mycosphaerellaceae. Gene Ontology annotation, biological process: protein sumoylation. The record is from RefSeq and is a predicted model, not a curated record.
AUGUUCGUCCCAUUUGAGAGCAACAACAGCGACGGCACUCCAUCUCCACCCGGCCGCAACGACAGCGAAGUUCCCGCCCCAGCUGAGGCACCGGUCCAGCUGCAAAUCACCUUCCGCCACAACCGCGGCUUCGAGCAGGCGUUCAAAUUGAAGAAGACCACCAGCAUCGUCAAGGCCAUGGAUGCCUUCAGCGCCAAGAUGGAGCGUCCUCGCAACCAACUGCGCUUCCUCAUUGAUGGUCAUCGCAUUACCGAUGGCACUGUGGAAGAUAACGAGCUGGAGGACGGAGAUCAGGUGGAUGUUCACGAGGAGCAGUUUGGAGGCGGCGAUGGCUGUUGUGGUGGCAAAUGUCACUGCGGUGACAAGAACUGCGACGGAAAGUGCUGCAGUGGCAAGGGAGGUUGUGGUGGAGGAAAGGGCAAGUGA